CAAAUGGAUAGUAAUUAUUACAAGACCCCUUCAGAAAUAAGAAGUGAAAAUUAAAAUUAAAUUAAAAACAUUUCCAAAGCAGGGGCUGGCAAAAGGUGAUAUUAAAAUAAACACUGACUUAAAUCCAAUCGACCAGUUGCAUUUUUCUGAUGGACACGACGACUGCCAGCCCCUGCAUGGGCGGGUCUCAGACCCAAAUCUGUCGGACAGAAGCAGACAACAAGAUCCACAAGUGCCUGAGAGUGAAGAGAUAUCUUCAUCCACUUCCACCGAGCCAGAACCCUCCUCACCCCAAAGAGAAGAAAACCAGCAUCUGGAAGAUCAUCACAGUGCCAUUGAUUCUAAUUCAAUGACACCAACAACAGCAAAUAUCAGUCAAAGUUCAAUUCAACUAUAUAGUAUAUAUUUAGAAUUACUAAAUGUGUUGGCUGAAAUUCAUAUACUAAAUGACAGCCUCUUUAACUUCAGAAUUGUAAAUAGGGUUUCCUCUACACUAGCAUAUUACAUGGAUAAUAUUGAGCAACAAACAAAUAUUCCUGGAUUUAGUAUUGAUGCGUGUACCGGUAGACCUAUGCCAUAUUUCCUAAAACACCGUCCUAAGGACCCCCAUAGACAACGUGCAAUUGCUGUAGUUGUAUUUAGAAAUGGUAAAAAAAUAAAGUCUGAACUUGUUUAUCCAGUUCAUCGUAACAAUUCAGCCUCCUUCACCGAAUUUACCAAACACAGUGAGGAAAUUCUAUUUGAAGAAAUUAAUCAAUUAUUGCAGAAAUAUGGAGCCAAAGUUCGAAACAUUUUUAUAUAUACCUAUUACAGUCCAUGUUUAAAGAGAGGAAAUAAAUAUUGUGACUGUAUGACUCAACUUGUACAGAAAGCCUAUCAAUGGUACAGGAAAUUUGGCAUUGUGACUGUAGUGUACUUCUCAGAGCCUUGGGGACCAAGUGGACCAGAUAUCCUUAAAGAUUUAAAGUAUUCUGACAUCUCAAGUAGCAGCAGUGCUCUUUAUCCAUAUGUUGACCAGGAAAUCCGCUUUAUAGUGGACACAAAAGAAUUAAAACAAAAAAAUGUAUUCCCUUUUAUCAAAGAAAUUGAAGAUGGAAAAGAUGAAAAGAAAAAGCUAAAAGAAUACCUUGAGUCUGCUAACAAACAUCUUUGCAGGUUGAGAGAGAAUUCUAAAGGAUUUCUGAAAAGUCAGCAUUUGGAGCAUGGCUUGAAAUACAUUGACUCACUCACAUUUCAUAAAAAGGUCCAUAAACGAAUCAUUGAAACUUUUAAAAAUAAUUGGAUUGAAUUGGUUAACUAUUGUUCAAUGUCUGCCAUUAUUAAAAUAUUGACAUCAGUCUACAACAAAGCAGUAGUCAAACCCUUUUUGGGUGACAGCGGCUUCUUACAGAUUUACCAGGUCCCGUCGGGCAUUGAGGUGGAGGAGGGAGAUUAUGUUGAAUUGGAUAAUACUUAAUUUUGGUCAGAAUGUAUGUGAUACAACAUUUUAUUUUAUUGUCAUUACUAUAUUUUUGAUAUAUUUAUAUAUGUGUAAAAUAUAUAUAUAUUUGAAUUUGACAAAACAUUGACCUUAACCUUUUGAUAGUUAAACACUAAAUUGCAUUCAGACUGUGUUGAAUUAUUACUAUUGGUACAGGUUUUGGAGGGAUGCUUUUUAUUUUUAAUUGUAAUUAGUGCUCUAAUUAUUUUUGAACUCAAGUGUUUGUCUGGAUGUUUGUUGUCUGCAUCUGUCCUGAGCUCUUAAAUAAAAUAAAUAAUAAAAACUCACAUUGAAA
Molecule: messenger RNA, 1775 nt
Organism: Gymnodraco acuticeps
Lineage: Eukaryota; Metazoa; Chordata; Actinopteri; Perciformes; Bathydraconidae
Exons: 3
Coding region: 350-1456 (368 amino acids)
Source: RefSeq, a predicted model, not a curated record